CUCCCAGGGCGGAGGGCCCAGCGCCAGCGCUCGCUCGCGUCUUCUCCGCCGUUUGGCCAAAACUUGGUUUCUCUAAGAGCCAUGCUUCGAGUGAUUGUGGAAUCUGCCACUAACAUCCCUAAAACGAAAUUUGGGAAACCGGAUCCUAUCGUUUCUGUCAUCUUUAAGGAUGAGAAAAAGAAAACAAAGAAAAUUGAUAAUGAACUCAACCCGGUCUGGAAUGAGAUUUUGGAGUUUGACUUGAAGGGGAUACCACUGGACUCUUCGUCUUCCCUUGUGAUUAUUGUCAAAGAUUUUGAGACAAUUGGACAAAAUAAAUUAAUUGGCACAGCAAGUGUCUCCCUGAAGGACCUGAUCGGGGACCAGAACAGAUCCUUGCCCUACAAGCAGAUCUCCCUGCUGAAUGAAAAGGGACAAGACACUGGGGCCACCAUUGACCUGGUGAUCGGCUAUAACCCACCUUCUGCUCCACAUCCAAAUGACCCGAGCGGGACCAGUGUGCCAGGCAUGGGUGAAGAGGAUGAAAACCAGGGAGAUGAAGACAGGGUAGAUGGUAUGGUCAGAGGCUCUGGGCCCAAGGGGCCAUCUGGGACACUGUCAGAGGCCCAGCUUGCUCGGAGGAUCACCAAAGGGAAGAGCAGCCGGCGGAUGCUGUCUAACAAGCCACAGGAUUUCCAGAUCCGUGUCAGAGUGAUCGAGGGCCGACAGUUAAGUGGCAACAACAUAAGGCCCGUAGUGAAAGUCCACAUCUGUGGCCAGACACACCGAACAAGAAUCAAGAGAGGGAACAAUCCGUUUUUUGAUGAGUUGUUUUUCUACAAUGUGCACAUCACACCUUCCGAACUCAUGGAUGAGAUCAUCAGCAUCCGGGUUUAUAAUUCCCAUUCCUUGAGGGCAGAUUGUCUGAUGGGGGAAUUUAAGAUUGAUGUUGGAUUUGUGUAUGAUGAACCUGGCCAUGCUGUCAUGAGGAAAUGGCUUCUUCUCAAUGACCCAGAAGAUGCCAGCUCGGGUGCAAAAGGUUACAUGAAAGUUAGCAUGUUUGUCCUGGGGACCGGCGAUGAACCCCCUCCCGAGAAACGAGAUCGUGAUAAUGACAGUGAUGACGUGGAGAGCAACUUGUUACUUCCGGCUGGCAUAGCCCUCCGGUGGGUAACCUUCUUGCUGAAGAUCUACCGAGCCGAGGACAUCCCCCAGAUGGAUGAUGCCUUCUCACAGACGGUGAAGGAGAUAUUUGGUGGCACAGCCGAUAAGAAAAAUCUCGUGGACCCUUUUGUAGAAGUCUCCUUUGCUGGGAAAAAGGUUUGCACAAAUAUAAUUGAGAGAAAUGCAAACCCCGAAUGGAAUCAAAUUGUCAAUCUUCAGAUCAAGUUUCCCUCCAUGUGUGAGAAAAUAAAACUGACCGUAUAUGACUGGGAUCGGCUUACCAAAAAUGAUGUCGUUGGGACAACGUACCUAUACCUCUCUAAAAUUGCCGCCUCUGGGGGAGAAGUAGAAGAUUUCUCAUCUUCGGGAACUGGGGCUGCAUCAUACACAGCAAAUACAGGAGAGACGGAGGUGGGCUUUGUCCCAACAUUUGGACCUUGUUAUUUGAACCUUUAUGGAAGCCCCAGAGAGUACACGGGAUUCCCAGACCCCUAUGAUGAGCUGAAUACAGGCAAGGGAGAAGGUGUAGCCUACAGAGGCAGGAUCUUGGUUGAACUGACCACUUUCCUUGAGAAGAAACCACCAGAAAAGAAGCUUGAGCCCAUUUCAAAUGAUGACCUUCUGGUUGUUGAGAAAUACCAGCGAAGGCGGAAGUACAGCCUGUCUGCCGUGUUCCAUUCCGCCACCAUGUUGCAAGAUGUUGGAGAGGCCAUUCAGUUCGAAGUCAGCAUUGGGAACUAUGGCAACAAGUUUGAUGCAACCUGUAAACCUUUGGCGUCAACAACUCAGUACAGCCGUGCAGUAUUUGAUGGGAACUACUAUUACUACUUACCUUGGGCCCACACAAAGCCAGUGGUCACUCUGACUUCCUAUUGGGAGGAUAUUAGUCAUCGCCUGGAUGCAGUGAACACUCUCCUAGUCAUGGCAGAACGGCUGCAAUCAAACAUAGAGGCUGUAAAAUCAGGGAUCCAAGGUAAAGUUCCUGCAAACCAGUUGGCGGAGCUGUGGCUGAAGUUGAUCGAUGAAGUUAUAGAAGACACAAGAUACACCUUGCCUGUCACAGAAGGAAAAGCCAACGUCACAAUUCUGGAUACGCAGAUCCGAAAGUUGCGGUCCAGGUUUCUCUCCCAGAUACACGAGGCGGCUCUGAAGAUGAGAUCUGAAGCCACAGAUGUGAAAUCCACUUUGUUGGAAAUCGAGGACUGGCUUGAUAAAUUGAUGCAACUGACUGAAGAGCCUCAGAACAGUAUGCCCGACGUCAUCAUCUGGAUGAUCCGUGGAGAGAAAAGACUUGCUUAUGCACGGAUUCCUGCCCAUCAAGUCUUAUACUCCACCAGUGGUGGGAACGCAUCUGGAAAAUACUGUGGGAAAACCCAAACCAUCCUUCUGAAGUAUCCACAAGAGAAAAACAAUGGUCCCAAAGUGCCUGUGGAAUUGAGAGUGAAUAUCUGGCUGGGUUUAAGUGCUGUGGAGAAGAAGUUCAAUAGCUUCGCCGAAGGCUCCUUCACCGUCUUUGCUGAAAUGUAUGAAAACCAAGCCCUCGUGUUUGGGAAAUGGGGCACAUCUGGACUGGUGGGACGUCAUAAGUUCUCAGAUGUCACAGGAAAAAUAAAACUCAAAAGAGAAUUCUUUUUGCCUCCCAAAGGCUGGCAGUGGGAAGGAGACUGGAUAGUGGAUCCUGAAAGAAGCCUCCUGACUGAGGCUGACGCAGGUCACACAGAGUUCACGGACGAAGUCUACCAGAAUGAGAACCGCUAUCCUGGAGGCGAGUGGAAGCCAGCAGAGGACACCUAUACGGAUGCGAAUGGAGAUAAGGCAGCAUCACCCAGCGAGCUGACUUGCCCUCCAGGUUGGGAGUGGGAAGAUGACGCAUGGAUAUAUGACAUAAACCGAGCAGUGGAUGAGAAAGGCUGGGAGUAUGGAAUUAGCAUUCCUCCUGAUAACAAGCCCAAGUCCUGGGUUGCAGCAGAGAAAAUGUAUCACACUCACAGACGGCGGAGACUGGUCCGAAAACGCAAGAAAGAUUUGACACAAACAGCUUCGAGUACGGCAAGGGCCAUGGAAGAAUUAGAAGACCGGGAGGGCUGGGAAUACGCUUCGUUGAUUGGCUGGAAAUUCCACUGGAAACAGCGCAGUUCAGACACCUUUCGCCGCAGACGCUGGAGGAGAAAAAUGGCUCCUUCAGAAACACACGGUGCCGCUGCCAUCUUUAAACUUGAAGGUGCCCUUGGAGCAGACACCACAGAGGAUGGAGAUGAAAAGAGCUUGGAAAAGCAGAAACACAGUGCCACCACUGUGUUUGGAGCAAACACACCCAUUGUUUCCUGUAAUUUUGACAGAGUCUACAUCUACCACCUGCGCUGCUACAUUUAUCAAGCUCGGAACCUCAUGGCUUUGGACAAAGACAGCUUUUCAGAUCCAUAUGCUCACGUCUCCUUUCUCCAUCGAAGCAAAACCACGGAGAUCAUCCACUCCACCCUGAAUCCCACCUGGGACCAAACAAUUAUAUUUGAUGAGGUUGAAAUCUUUGGGGAACCCCAAACAGUCCUACAGAACCCACCCAAAGUGAUCAUAGAACUUUUUGACAAUGACCAAGUGGGCAAAGAUGAAUUUUUAGGUCGAAGUAUUUGCUCUCCUUUGGUGAAACUGAACUCGGAAACAGAUGUUACUCCUAAGCUUCUCUGGCAUCCCGUUAUGAAUGGAGACAAGGCCUGUGGGGACGUCCUUGUGACAGCAGAGCUGAUUCUGAGGAACAAGGAUGGCUCCAACCUUCCCAUUCUUCCCUCUCAAAGAGCACCACAUUUAUACAUGGUCCCUCAGGGGAUCAGGCCCGUGGUUCAGCUCACCGCUAUUGAGAUUCUAGCUUGGGGCUUAAGAAAUAUGAAAAACUACCAGAUGGCUUCUAUCACAUCCCCCAGCCUCGUGGUGGAGUGUGGAGGGGAAAGAGUAGAGUCAGUGGUGAUCAAAAACCUUAAGAAGACGCCCAACUUCCCAAGCUCUGUUCUCUUCAUGAAAGUGUUCUUGCCCAAGGAAGAACUGUACAUGCCUCCACUGGUGAUCAAAGUCAUUGACCAUAGGCAGUUUGGGCGGAAGCCCGUGGUCGGCCAGUGCACCAUUGACCACCUGGACCGCUUUCGCUGUGAUCCGUAUGCUGGAAAGGAGGAUAUUGUACCACAAAUAAAAGCCUCCCUUAUGUCUGCACCCCCAUGCCGGGAUGUUGUUAUUGAAAUAGAAGACACCAAACCAUUAUUGGCUUCUAAGCUGACAGAAAAGGAGGAAGAAAUCGUUGACUGGUGGAGCAAAUUUUAUGCUUCUUCGGGGGAGCAUGAAAAAUGUGGACAGUAUAUUCAGAAAGGAUAUUCCAAACUCAAGAUCUAUGACUGUGAACUGGAGAAUGUCGCCGACUUUGAGGGCCUGACAGAUUUCUCAGAUACCUUCAAGUUGUUCAGAGGCAAGUCCGAUGAGAACGAAGACCCGUCUGUGGUAGGAGAGUUUAAAGGCUCCUUCCGAAUCUACCCCCUGCCUGAUGACCCCAGUGUGCCAGCCCCUCCCAGGCAGUUUCGGGAACUGCCUGACAGUGUCCCGCAGGAAUGCACGGUUAGGAUUUACAUUGUUCAAGGCUUAGCGCUCCAGCCCCAGGACAACAAUGGCCUGUGCGAUCCUUAUAUUAAAAUAACCCUGGGCAAAAAAGUAAUUGAAGACCGAGACCAUUACAUUCCCAACACUCUCAACCCAGUGUUCGGCAGAAUGUACGAACUGAGCUGCUACUUGCCUCAGGAGAAAGACCUGAAAAUCUCUGUCUAUGACUACGACACCCUCACCCGAGAUGAGAAGGUGGGAGAAACGAUCAUUGACUUGGAGAACCGCUUCCUUUCCCGGUUCGGGUCCCACUGCGGCAUUCCUGAGCAGUACUGUGUUUCUGGAGUAAACACCUGGCGAGAUCAGCUGAGACCAACACAGCUGCUUCAAAACGUAGCCAGAUUCAAAGGCUUCCCACCACCAGUCCUUUCGGAAGAUGGAAGCAGAAUCAGAUAUGGAGGACGAGACUACCAUCUGGAUGAAUUUGAAGCCAACAAAAUCCUGCACCAGCACCUUGGGGCCCCCGAAGAGCGUCUUGCCCUCCAUAUCCUCAGGACUCAGGGGCUGGUCCCUGAGCAUGUGGAGACAAGGACUUUGCAUAGCACUUUCCAACCCAACAUUUCCCAGGUAAAGGGGGACCCACCAUCCACUCCUCAAAUGCACUGGAUUUCCGGCAGCGAAGAAAACAAACAGAAAACAGAUGUCCACUACAGGUCGUUGGAUGGCGAAGGCAACUUUAACUGGAGAUUCGUUUUCCCGUUUGACUACCUCCCUGCUGAGCAGCUUUGUAUAGUCUCUAAAAAAGAGCAUUUUUGGAGUAUUGAUCAAACAGAAUUCCGAGUGCCCCCUCGACUGAUCAUUCAGAUAUGGGACAAUGACAAGUUUUCUCUGGACGACUACUUGGGUUUCCUGGAGCUUGAUUUACAUCACACAGUUGUCCCGGCCAAGUCAUCAGAGAAGUGCAAUUUGGACAUGAUUCCAGACCUCAAAGCCAUGGACCCUCUCAAAGCUAAGACUGCCUCUCUCUUUGAGCAGAAGUCCAUGAAAGGAUGGUGGCCGUGCUACGCAGAAAAAGACGGCUCCCGUGUGAUGGCUGGGAAAGUCGAGAUGACACUGGAGGUCCUCAACGAGAGGGAGGCAGACGAGAGGCCAGCCGGGAAGGGACGGAGUGAACCCAACAUGAACCCCAAGCUUGACGCACCCAACCGACCGGAAACCUCCUUCCUCUGGUUCACGAACCCAUGCAAGACCAUGCGCUUCAUCGUGUGGCGCCGGUUCAAGUGGGUGAUCAUCGGCCUGCUCCUGCUGCUCAUCCUGCUGCUGUUCGUGGCUGUGCUCCUGUAUUCACUUCCGAACUAUUUAUCAAUGAAGAUCGUGAGGCCAAAUGCAUAAUGAACGCAAAGCCUUCAGUCAGCCAGCGAUGAAGAACUCCUGCCUCGCAUGCUUAGGUGUGAUCUCAAGUCCAAGACCACCUCAGGUGGGGCAUCAAGUACUUCACCAAGGCACGACAGUUCCUAGCAGGGUCUAAACCUAAAGGUCGGACAACAAGCAACGUUUUUAUCCUAUUUUCUUUUUGAAGUAUUAAAAACUUUAUUUUUGAAAUUUUAAACCUAUUUCCAGAGUAUUUUUAAGGUGGCUGGUUCCAUUUAAGAAUCAUCUUUUUAUGUGCUCUCGAUUCUAGGAUUCAAGUUUAGGAAAUUACUGAAAUGAGUUUGAAAUGUCCUGUGUCUUAAUGUCAUGUAUUUCUUAUUUGUAAUCAAGAGGAAAACCUGCAUCAUAAAAAAUACAGGGGAUGGUUAAAAUAGCUUUUGUUUGUGCCUGCAACCAUUGUUGUGGGAUUUUGUAUGGACAAAUGUCAUGAAACUUUUUGCAACCUCAGUAAUGAAUGCAAAUAAAAAUAUCUCACCUGGUA
Molecule: messenger RNA, 6634 nt
Organism: Peromyscus eremicus (cactus mouse)
Lineage: Eukaryota; Metazoa; Chordata; Mammalia; Rodentia; Cricetidae
Gene: Myof
Product: myoferlin
Exons: 52
Coding region: 82-6114 (2010 amino acids)
Biological process (GO): plasma membrane repair; membrane fusion; T-tubule organization
Cellular component (GO): plasma membrane
Molecular function (GO): phospholipid binding
Source: RefSeq, a predicted model, not a curated record